CGAGCUGUGGCGAUUCACUACCGGCACUUUUAUAACUACAAGACCGCUCAAUUUGGCCUCCUUCAAGAAGAAUCAACUUCAACCCGACAAAGGACUAUCGUCUUAGAGGCCAAUUCACGAAAAUAAAGCACAUUUCCGCAUCUAUUAGGAAAAGACAUGUCUGUGAAUAUCCGCAUCAACAGCCCUAAUGUGAAAUACACAGAUGCGCACAUUGAGGCUAAAUACUCCUACCAGACCACAUCCGUGCACAGGGAUGGGAAUCAAGUCACGGUGACCCCCUGCACCACUGAGAUGACCUUUCGCACUGUGAGGCAUGUGCCCAGGCUGGGUGUGAUGCUGGUGGGCUGGGGGGGCAACAAUGGGACCACGGUCACAGCUGCUGUCCUGGCCAACCAGCAGGGUCUGACCUGGAAGACAAAGACUGGAGAGAAGAAAGCAAACUACUACGGCUCCUUCCUGCAGGCAUCUACCGUUUGUCUGGGACCAGGACUCGAGGGAGACGUCAACGUGCCCUUUCGUGACCUUCUGCCCAUGGUGCACCCUAACGAUAUUAUCUUUGACGGUUGGGACAUUUCUUCAAUGGAUCUGGGCAGUGCGAUGGAGCGAGCUCAGGUGCUGGACUGGUCUUUACAAGAGCAGCUGCGACCGUUCAUGAGCCGCCUGAAGCCCAGGCCGUCCAUUUAUAUCCCAGACUUCAUUGCCGCAAACCAAGAGAGUCGGGCUGACAAUGUCAUAGCCGGUACCAUGGCGGAGAAGGUGGAGCAGAUCAGAUCUGACAUCAAAGACUUCAAACAGUCCAGCGGUGUGGAUAAAGUCAUUGUUUUGUGGACAGCCAACACUGAGCGCUUCUGUGAUAUUAUACCAGGAGUCAAUGACACAGCCAAAAACCUGCUCGCUGCAAUCCAGACUGGAGCGGAGGUUUCUCCCUCCACGCUGUUCGCGGUGGCCAGCAUACUGGAGGGCUGCGCCUACAUCAACGGCUCCCCGCAGAACAGCUUCGUACCGGGCGCCGUGGAGCUGGCCACGCAGAGGGGCGUCUUCAUCGGCGGGGAUGACUUCAAGUCCGGUCAGACGAAGAUCAAGUCGGUGCUGGUCGACUUUCUCGUCAGCGCAGGUAUCAAGCCGACCUCCAUCGUGAGCUACAAUCACCUGGGGAACAACGACGGGAAGAACCUGUCGGCGCCGCAGCAGUUCCGCUCCAAAGAGAUCUCCAAGAGCAACGUGGUGGACGACAUGGUCCAGUCCAACCCGGUCCUGUAUCGGCCCGGAGAGAAGCCUGACCACUGUGUGGUGAUUAAGUACGUGCCCUACGUGGGAGACAGCAAGCGAGCCAUGGAUGAGUACACUUCUGAAAUCAUGAUGGGCGGGACCAACACCGUCGCGCUGCACAACACCUGCGAGGACUCGCUUCUCGCCAGCCCCAUCAUCCUGGACCUGGUAAUCCUCACAGAGCUCUGUCAGCGUGUGACCGUCCAGCCUCAGGGGGAGGACGACUUCCAGUCCUUCCACAGUGUCUUAGCGCUGCUCUCCUUCCUCUGCAAAGCCCCGCUGGUCCCAUCAGGGACUCCAGUCGUCAAUGCCUUUUUCCGCCAGAGGGCCUGCAUAGAAAACAUCAUGAGAGCCUGCCUUGGUCUCCCUCCUCAGAACCACAUGCUUCUGGAGCACAAGCUGCAGAGAAACUUCCUGCCUACACACACACUGCACAAACAACGCGAGGAAGUCGGCCACACCAAAUGGAAUUGUGUCCCUCUGACUAACGGCGUGCACGCACACGCGGAUGAUGCAGCAUAUGCUUUAUGACAGCAUAGAAAUCAUCAGAAAAUGUAAACCUAAUAACUUGUAUGAAAGAAACUUCAGUCCUCAUUGUUCAUCCUUAAAAAAACACUCAGCUUGAUGUUUCGGUGGGGUUAUGUAGAAAUAUUGUUAUUCAACAAAUAAUACUUCUUUGUUAAUUUUGAUCUGGACCUGUGUGGGGUCAA
Messenger RNA from Salarias fasciatus (jewelled blenny), 1979 nucleotides. RefSeq names its product inositol-3-phosphate synthase 1-A. Gene Ontology annotation, biological process: inositol biosynthetic process; phospholipid biosynthetic process. NCBI's taxonomy places the organism in Eukaryota, Metazoa, Chordata, Actinopteri, Blenniiformes, Blenniidae. Gene Ontology annotation, molecular function: inositol-3-phosphate synthase activity. The transcript is spliced from 11 exons. Bases 157 to 1800 code for a protein of 547 amino acids. The record is from RefSeq and is a predicted model, not a curated record.